UUCAAGACUCGGUUCUCUCUUUCUCUUUCCUCUUUUUCCACUUUUUCACUUGAGCCCAAUUCCACACAGGGAAAAUCAAACCUUUUCUUUUCAUCUUCUCAAAGGGCAUACGCGCCCAAACCGAAUUCUCUCUUAAUUUACCCACGCGUUUUUUUUUUAAUUUGCAUGCAUCGCUUUCUUUCUUAAAAAAAAAGAGUUGAAAUGACCAAACACGAACAUCAACAACACGUUGAGCACGAGGGAAAAGACGAGUACUACUAUGACGAUCCCUGGCCCAUUCCAGAAUCACCACCGCCGCCGCCAUCUGCCGAUAGAUAUAGAAAGGUAGCCAAUUUGCGCAGACCCUCUGUUACCUUCAUAUCGCGACUGGCCCGAGCACAGGAGCAACUGGACGGCGACAGUCUUCUUGAUGUUGGUAAUGAGUUUACGACAUUUGACGAUGAAGACGAGUACGACGACAACGACGACUUGAGUGGCACAUUGUUUGAUAGGAGCAGCGAUUGUUUUGGUAUGAGUCUGGCAAUGCCACCAUCCCCUUUGACGCUUGGCGCAUCAUCAGCUUCGGAACUUGCUCCCUCAUCUCCCUCUUCAUCAACCUCAUCAUCGUCAUCUAAGAAGAGAUUUUCUUGCGACAGUGAUUAUUGUGCCAACUACAUUCGUGAAGACUGUAAGAAUGAUACUGAUAUUUCAAUCACCAUCAAAACAUCACCGCCCGUGCACAAUGUCAAGAAGCAGAAAAAGCCAGGAAAACAAAACUCUGCAUCGCCAUCCCCUCCACCUACAACUGCAGCAGUAGCAGCAACAGCGACAACUGAAAUUGAAACUACUAGCAAAGAUAAAGCCGUGCGACACAAUGGAAAUGACAACCGCAAAGAAAAGAAGCACACAUCAUCACCACCUCGGGAUCAAAUGGCGCAACAAAACAAUGAUUUACAAACGCAGAAAAAGGAGGAUUGGCCCAGUCGAUUACGUCCGCGGAAAGGCAGUAAUCCAGCACCAGCAGCAGCAGCAUCAGCAUCAGCAGCAGCACCAGCGGUAGGACGACGACGAUACCCUGUACGAAAGACCAAGAAAAACAUCUAUUUGACGCCGCCACCAUUAUCACCUCCAUCUUCGUCUUCUACCAUCACGGUCGCCGCCUCGGGUAGCUCAUCUGCAACCUCGAAACGUCGUGGAAGGUCGGUGAAAUAGAAUGUAACGAUCAUGAAGAUUCAGUUAUUGAUAUGAAUUAUCAGCACAACCACAUGUAUAUCCGCUUGCACACACUACCAUCUCCAACAACAACAACAACAACAACAUUGCCAACUACUACGCUCUACAUACGUAAAACAGCUAACCAUUUGAGUCAAUAAGUAUCUCUAACUGCGUCAAAACCUGUUUCUAUCUUUUCUCUCAACCUACAUCUUAUGCUAUUCUGUACAUAUUAACCUCCAUUUCAACUUGCAAUUCCCUGGUUUUUCUAUUCAAACAUCUUACCCGUCACUACCUAAAGCUGUACAUAGCAUCCAUAGUCAAAUUUGAAAAGAUUGCUACAAUACAUAAACUGUGCGUUCAAAAUAAAUCUCUUUGCUCAAUUAUUCACUUGAUCGGGAAAGCUGAGCUUAUGGAAAUUUU
Messenger RNA from Zychaea mexicana, 1614 nucleotides. RefSeq lists its product as uncharacterized. The record is from RefSeq and is a predicted model, not a curated record. The annotation marks the transcript as partial. The transcript has 4 exons. NCBI's taxonomy places the organism in Eukaryota, Fungi, Mucoromycota, Mucoromycetes, Mucorales, Lichtheimiaceae.